Melanotaenia boesemani (Boeseman's rainbowfish) is the source of this 2829-nucleotide messenger RNA. RefSeq names its product myoneurin (gene mynn). NCBI's taxonomy places the organism in Eukaryota, Metazoa, Chordata, Actinopteri, Atheriniformes, Melanotaeniidae. Gene Ontology annotation, molecular function: RNA polymerase II cis-regulatory region sequence-specific DNA binding; protein binding; DNA-binding transcription activator activity, RNA polymerase II-specific. Gene Ontology annotation, cellular component: nucleus. The record is from RefSeq and is a predicted model, not a curated record. Bases 162 to 2306 code for a protein of 714 amino acids. The transcript is spliced from 9 exons. Gene Ontology annotation, biological process: regulation of transcription by RNA polymerase II.
AAGAAAACGAACAUCUUUGAUCUAGGGUGAAGUCUCGCGAGAAUCUGACGUCACGUGGAUAAUGGCUGGAGAUCGCGGAUAUUAGAAGAGGAACCUUCUAAUCGAUAAUUAAAGAGGAUAAAUUGGCUGUUCAGCAGUCAUACACUACUCAGACAGCAGUAAUGGCUCAUGUCGUUAACCAUGGGAGGCUGCUCCUGCAACGCCUACAUCAGCAGCGGGAGAUGGACUUCCUCUGUGAUAUAACCAUCAUGGUGAAAGAUGUCGAGUUCAGAGCUCACCGCAAUAUUCUAGCUGCCUUUAGCGAAUAUUUCUCUGCCCAGGCUGAACAGGGUCAAGAGGUCACAACUUUAGACCCUGACAAGGUCAGCCGAUACUCUCUCGAGAAGCUUCUUGAGUUUAUCUACACGGGACAGAUGAAUCUCAGCAGCACCAGACAAGCUGCUGUGCGCCGAGCAGCUGUUUUCCUGGGAAUGCCUGAGGCUACACAAUAUCUGGAAGAGAUCCCUCACUGGUCUGAGCCCAGUGAAACGUCCCAGUCAGAGAUGGAUAAAGAAGGUGCUAGUCCUAGUCCUGGCUCCGCUCGCAGUCCCAGUUCCCCGCUUCCUUUGUCUAUCGUCUCUGUCAGAGGAGACUGGCAUGAAGAGGAGAAGGGUGGCAAAGAUGAGAAUUAUCCAGAGAUGUCCAGAGAUUUUGAUUCAGAAUGUGCAGACAGAAGUGAUGAAGAGUACAAACCCUUGACAGAUGCUAGGAGAGGUAAGGGCAGGAAGAGGGGCAGAAGGCCGAAGAGUUUCAGUGGUGAGCAGGUGGAGCAGAGCAGCUCAACUGAUGGCACUCCCAAAAUCCAGAGCUACAGGGGAAGAGGGAGAGGCAGGGGGAGAGGACGGGGCAGGGGAAGGGGAAGAGGAGCCUCUGAAAGUGAAGAUGUUUUUGCAGGCGAUUCUGACACAAGUCUGAAAGACUUUGGAGACACUUCUGCAGACUGGAGCCCCUCACAGGAGGAGGAGCCUCAGAUCAAGAAACCUCGACUGAGUAGUGGGGAAUGGAGGAGAGGACGGGGCCGUGGGAGGGGGAGAGGAAGAGGGAGAGGCAGGGGCCGAGGUCGGAGGAGGAGGAUUUCAGAGGAGGGAGAGGAGAGCGGAGGAGCAGAAGAAAAUGAUGAGGAAGGUGAAGAAGGGGAACAGAAUCUGGCAGAUAUAGGUGAGCUUACAUGCACCGAGUGCAGCAAAGUGUUUAAAGAUGUGAGCAGCUUGCGUCGACACGAGAAAAUCCACAAGGGGCUGAAGCCAUUUUCCUGCAUCUUCUGCUCCAAGACCUUCAGACAAGCCACGCAGCUGAAAACACACCUGCGCAUACACACAGGUGAAAAGCCGUUUAGUUGCUCCGACUGCGACAAGUGUUUCGCUCAGAAGUGUCAGCUGGUCGCUCACCGCCGAAUGCACCACGGAGAGGAGAAGCCUUACACCUGUGACCGAUGCGGGUUCAAGUUUGCCACCUCGUCCAACUUCAAAAUACACAUCAGGUUACACAGCGGGGAGAAACCGUACGUCUGUGACGUCUGUGGGCAGGCGUUUGCUCAGUCCAGCACUCUGACGUAUCACAAGCGACGGCACACCGGAGAGAAACCGUACCAGUGCGAUCUGUGCGGCAUGUCCUUCUCCGUCUCCUCCUCGCUCAUUGCACACGCACGAAAACACACAGGUGAGACUCCGUACAAAUGUUCACAGCCAGACUGUGAGGCCAAAUUUGUGACAUCUUCUGAGCUGAAGAAACACAUGCGACGACUUCACCCAGAUGGAAACUCCGGUGUGCAGUGCCUGCUGUGUGGAAACCGAUUUGCCAGCGUGAAGAAUAUGAUCAAACACCAGGAGAAGGCUCAUGCUGACGAAGUUCGGCAGCACAAGGAGAGGGCCCGAGCUGUUGUCCUCCUUGCUUCCAGUCAUCCUGUAGCUUUUGUCCAGAGUAAACUCUCCCAGGAAACCAAAGGUUUAGUUACCAUCCCUGAAGGUGAGCCUCCCAACCCUGAACCAGGCACCCCCAAUCCCAAAGCCACAGCACCAUCCACGGCCUCCUCCAACGGCACCACCACCACUUGCAUCCAGGACUUCAAGUCGGAGCCCAGCCAUCACCCUCUCUCCACCACCGAACCGGUGACUUUCGAAACUGACCAGGAGCAGACCAUCAACUCUGACACCCUCCAUGCUCUGGUGGAGCAGCUGCGGCCACAGGACUCCCCCGCCCAGGACCUGGAGCAGAUCGUCAUCAUCAGGACGGUGGACACUGCAGAGAACAGCGCCCCUCAGCAGUGAGCCCAGAGGUCGCGCUGCUGGAAGAUCUUCGUUUUUUAACUUGUGUGCUGCAGUCAGCUUGUUUGUAUAAAGUCAGUUCUCACAUUCAGGCUAAUGUAAAGUACCCUCUGAUCAACAUUUAGAAAUGUCUAAUCUUAAAGUGUAACGGUGACUCAUUACAAAAAAGAAACAAACAUAAAAGCCAGCUGGAAAUGCCAGCAGUUUGGUUGGAACAGUAGAGAAAGUGACAGCUCUUCCAUUAUUUUAAUAUUUACUGUAGUUGGAGCAUUACAGUCACAAUGAAGUUGUUUUUCCUUAACCAUUUACUAAGUGUUCCACAUGUAUCAUAGACAAACUGUCAAUUAUUAGAGGCCAUAAUUUUUUAAAUUUGAUGUUUUAGUGUUCGAGUCUGAAAACUGCUGAACAUGAAUCACUUCAUUUCAUGCUUUUUUUUUUGUGCUUUCUUUUUAGAAGAAAAAAGAUUGAAUAAAACAUCUGCAUUACUUGUAUGGACAAAAAGAUUACAUAUACAAAUCCAUCAUUG